GUUGGACGCAUGGUGGCAUAGAGGAAAUACCGGGAAUGGUUCCAGAUUGUGAUGGGGGUGGAUUGGGCUGACCUUGAUUUCCAUUAUCUCCUGGUGCGUUUCCAGCGUCUUCAGGAGAACUUUACAGGAGAAUGUGAUGUAAACUGAUGUCCUACUGUGCAAAAAUUGUUGGUAGAUCAGUCAAGUUUUUAGCUUUAAGAGCACUAUGAAGGUAAUUCCAGGAAUAAUUCUGGGAUACAUUGGAUUUUGUUUGAUUGUCUCAAUGACAAAUCAAGCAGAAGCUUCAGGAAGUCUACAAGAUUUAGUUGAGGAACAAAAACGACAACCUCAGGAUCAGCAGCCGCCAUAUUUGCAGCCAACACAGAAGCCCACAAUGAAGCCAACUUUGAAGCCAACAGAACAGUCAGCAUAUUAUCCAACAUAUCAACCAACACAUUAUCCAACACUGCAGCCAACAGAGCAUCCAACGUAUCUGCCAACACAUUAUCCAACACAACAGCCAACAGAAUAUCCAACACAUUAUCCAACACAUCAACCAACAGAAUAUUCAACGUAUCAGCCAACACAUUAUCCAACACUGCAGCCAACAGAAUAUCCAACACAUCAACCAACAGAACAGCCAACACAUUAUCCAACACUGCAGCCAACAGAAUAUCCAACACAUCAACCAACACAUCAACCAACAGAACAUCCAACGUAUCAGCCAACGCAUUAUCCAACGCAACAGCCUACACAAAAGCCGCCAAAUCAUGAAAUUCAGACGCAACCAGCGCCGCCUAACACAAGUCAGCCCCAAUUUGACAUAUUUUUUUGCAACUUUGGCAUCUGGGCCUGCAUUUCAAAUUGGUCCGACCCAUCCUAUACAUCUUGUUGCGUCCAAGAGUACGUUCGAUGUUGUAGUAAUUCAAAAAAUAGGGACUUAUGCAUGGAAACAGUAGUACAAAAAUGCUGGUAAUCAAAAUUGAAGUCUUUUGCCUUUACGUGAAACAUAAAAACACGAGAAUCAUUGAAACAUUCGCUCUUUUAUUGUGAUAUUUAUUCUAUGGAUGGUUUUAGAGGAUAUUUCUCAGUCAGAACGUCUUGUUUGACAUCUUCUGUGUGAAUUUAAUGCAUUCCCAACUUGGAAAAACAAUACAGUUCCUAAAAAUUUUGAGAAAAUAAAAUGUUUCACGUUUGGGUCGAUGUAUGAUUCAAAGAACGCGAAAGGGUUAACUGAAAAAACUGUAGCUUUCUUUAAAAUAUAAUACAUAUCUAUAUUUCAUAAGUAAAAUAUAAUUAAUGCACCUUUAUGCACAAUUGAAAGAAAAAAUUCUAAAGCGCGUAUAUUUUUGUUUAAACUAAUGAAAGGGUUAAAGGGCUUACAGAGUUAAUAUAGACGAAAUCUUAAUAAAACUAAACGAAAAAAAA
Lutzomyia longipalpis is the source of this 1407-nucleotide messenger RNA. RefSeq lists its product as uncharacterized. Lineage: Eukaryota; Metazoa; Arthropoda; Insecta; Diptera; Psychodidae. The record is from RefSeq and is a predicted model, not a curated record. The transcript is spliced from 3 exons. Bases 206 to 955 code for a protein of 249 amino acids.